UGUUUAUUCAGUGUUUAUAGAGAAAUCGAUUAAGAAACACCACGUAUGAGAAUAACCGGGCAGAUAAAACAAGUAAACGUUAACAAUUACAAAACAAUCCAAACCGGUUAAAAUAAAAGCUAAGCUGUACAGAGGUCAGCUCAAUCAUGAAAAUUGCCGAUUUGCUCAACAAAUUUCUGUGCCGUGAUCAAGUGCAAAUUUUGUGCUUCGAAGGUGGUUCCAUGUUUGAGUUUGCCUUCUGGAGUUUGGCCUCUUUGCUAUCAGUGUGGGCUUUUUACAAGUGGCGCGAGGGUCCCUCUUACCGCAAAACUAAUCGCAUAGAUGGCAAGGUGGUUAUUGUCACCGGCAGCAAUACCGGCAUAGGCAAAGAGAUUGCCUUGGAAUUGGCCAAACGUGGUGGCCGAGUUUACCUGGCCUGCCGUGAUUUCCAGAAAUGUGAAAAAGCUCGCCAAGAAAUCAUUCAGCUAACGGGUAACAAAAACAUUUUUAAUCGCACCUUGGACUUGGCCUCUUUACAAUCGGUGCGUGAGUUUGCUGCCAAAUUUAAUCAGGAGGAAAAUCGUUUGGAUAUUCUUAUCAAUAAUGCUGGCAUUAUGGCCACACCACGCAAACUAACCGUCGAUGGUUAUGAGCAGCAGUUUGCGGUAAAUCAUUUGGGUCACUUUUUACUCACCAAUUUGCUGUUGGACAAGUUAAAAGCCUCGGCUCCCAGUCGUAUAGUAGUCCUUAGCUCUUUGGCUCAUAUCUUUGGUCGCAUACAAAAGGAGGAUAUUAACAGUGAGAAGAGCUAUAAUCCUUUUACAGCCUAUGGCCAAAGUAAAUUGGCCAAUAUUUUAUUUACCAGAAAAUUGGCAAAAAUGCUCAAGGACUCAAAUGCCCAAGUCGAUGUGAAUUGUUUACACCCGGGCUCAGUGCAAAGUGAAUUGACACGCAAUAAUAUAUUAUUGAAGGUGGGCAGUGCCUUGGGCUCUAAAUUGGUGUUACGCUCCACCAAGGGUGGAGCCCAAACAGCUUUGUAUUUGGCUUUGGAUCCUGAAUUGGAAGGUGUUUCAGGAGGUUAUUAUGAUCGCAUGACUAGGCCACGCAUAGCGAAGAAGGCACGAGAUGAUGAAAUGGCCGACUGGUUGUGGAAGAAGAGUGAAGAAAUGGUAGCAUUGAAGAAAAAGAAUUGAAGAGUAUGAAAAUUCUAGUCUAUACAAGCUAUAAAUAAUUGUAAAUACCUACAUAACAAAAAUUUUUAUUAAAAAAUAAAACAAAAUUCUAAAAAAUUUUUAAA
Messenger RNA from Stomoxys calcitrans (stable fly), 1276 nucleotides. Its product is annotated as retinol dehydrogenase 13-like. The record is from RefSeq and is a predicted model, not a curated record. The transcript has a single exon. The coding region runs from base 147 to 1172 and encodes 341 amino acids. NCBI's taxonomy places the organism in Eukaryota, Metazoa, Arthropoda, Insecta, Diptera, Muscidae.